GUCUUGAACCUUUCUGGUGAGUCUAGGCCACGCACAACCUCUCGCAUGGUCCGAAUUUUGGUCCAAAGACGAACGUACGUGUUCUUUUUUCUCACAGCACACUCCUACGGAGAAAAGCACCCCUCUCCGAAGACAAAGACCUUCCCCCUCCGGCGAAACUUCGACUUAAAAUGGGGAGCGAGGAAGAGAGACUUCUAGAGAACCAGCUGGAGUUUCAAUUGCAAGAUCAAAGAGAUUCACUUGCUACUCUAAACGAAGCCCUAGCCUCUGACCCCGCCAAUCCCGAGCUUCUCUCGGUUCAUGAGGAGCUUGUUCAGGCAAUAAAAGAUGCAGAGGAAGGACUUUUUCACCUAAAGCGUGCACGAUUGCUACGAGAAGCUGAUUCGGCGCUCCAUGGUUUCAACCCCACAUCUGAGGAUGUUAAAGUCGAGCCUCUUGACUCAGCAGACAUUGAACCGGAACCACUGGAGGAGCAAAUUUGCUCGGUUGGAUCAAAAUGUAGAUUCCGUCACACUGAUGGCCGAUGGUACACGGGUCGAGUCGUUGAGUCAGACAGUUUUGAUUCUGCAAAAAUUUCUUUUCUUACACCAACAGCCGAAAAUAUGUUGAUGUGCAAGUUCUUUCUACAACAACGAUGUCGAUUCGGUACUAAUUGUCGCUUAUCACAUGGUGUUGAUGUCCCAUUGGCCUCCUUGAAGAAGUACAUCCCAACAAUUUGGGAUCAGUCACUUGUGGGUUCCAGUAUUUGGGCAAUAUCAGAUAGUAAAUCUGGCAUUUGGAGAGAAGCUGAACUUGAAUCAUGGGAUGACAAACUUGGAGAAGGGCAAGUUGUUUUUCGAGAUGAUGGAAGCUCUGCAAAGCUUGGGCCAGAUGCAAUCUCAUUAUCUGAAUAUGCCCAAGUGAGUGAUGAUGAGGAGAGUGAUUCCGGCUCUGAACAGUCUGAUUCUAGCAAUUAUGAAGAAGAUUCACAAGGUAUAGGGUUUCUUGAAAGCACCACCCAGCAGAGAGGAAUCCAGACAGAAACUACCAUAUUUGCCAAGUGGGAGAAUCACACCCGGGGUAUAGCUUCAAAAAUGAUGGCCAAUAUGGGUUAUCGUGAUGGGAUGGGUUUAGGAGCUUCUGGACAGGGAAUGUUGAAUCCCAUCAGUGUGAAGGUCCUUCCGCCAAAGCAAUCUCUCGAUCAUGCUCUUGAAUCUUGUGAAGGUGAAGAGACCAACGAGAGUCAAGGGAAGAAGCGGAGCAGAGGUGGUAAGAGGAAACGUGAUAAGAAGUUUGCAGCAUUGGCUAGGGCAGCAAAGGAAGAAGAGGAAUUGAGACCAGAUGUCUUUAGUCUUAUCAAUAACCAACUCGCAAUGCAUAGUGAAGCUCUAAAUGGUGGGUCAGGAAAGAAGCAUCAAAAUAGAUGUUCUGGGGAGGGGAAGAAAGUAGAUAGGCGGGCUCUGAUUGCUUAUGAUGAUGAGGUAAAGGACCUGAGGAUGCGAAUUGAGAAGCUUGAAGAAAUGGUUAACAGAAACCGGAAGGAGAAGGUGGUUUACGAAGCUGCCAUGAGAAAAUUAAACGAGACUCGGAAAGCUUUAGCGGAGGCUGAGGCAGCUCAGGCAUCAGCAUCAAAUGCAGUUGUAAGUGGAGAAAAAGAAAAAAGAUGGCUCAAGUUUUAAGAUGGUUGAAUUAUACUUUUCACCCACAAACUACCAACUGUUUUUCAUUUUGCACCCUAAACUUUGUAUGCCAAACUACAUAUAUUUUUCAAUUUGGACUCUCGGUCAGUAUCUGACCGUUAAAUGAA
Molecule: messenger RNA, 1786 nt
Organism: Juglans microcarpa x Juglans regia
Lineage: Eukaryota; Viridiplantae; Streptophyta; Magnoliopsida; Fagales; Juglandaceae
Product: zinc finger CCCH domain-containing protein 22
Exons: 4
Coding region: 171-1658 (495 amino acids)
Molecular function (GO): metal ion binding; nucleic acid binding
Source: RefSeq, a predicted model, not a curated record